This is a messenger RNA of Ogataea angusta, 2469 nucleotides long. RefSeq lists its product as uncharacterized. Gene Ontology annotation, molecular function: microtubule binding. Gene Ontology annotation, biological process: mitotic spindle midzone assembly; microtubule cytoskeleton organization. Lineage: Eukaryota; Fungi; Ascomycota; Pichiomycetes; Pichiales; Pichiaceae. The coding region runs from base 1 to 2469 and encodes 822 amino acids. The transcript has a single exon. Gene Ontology annotation, cellular component: mitotic spindle midzone; spindle; cytoplasm. The record is from RefSeq and is a predicted model, not a curated record.
AUGAAUGUUAACACCAGUGACAAUAUGAAACUCAAAAGGGACAUGGUUCGCGCUUUGGAUGAUCUGUCUGAAGAUCAGCUAGGGUCUAUAGCCAGAAUUAUUCAAGAAACGAACAACGACGUGCUAAUAAGCAAACCGAAACCAUUGUUGCAUUUGCACAUCGAAGAGAUCAUUAAGGUUUCACAUGAUAUUCAAACACUAGGUCUAAUUAUUGGAGAGCAGGAAGGUAAAUUAGAGCGAUGGUUUGAGUCUAUUCACGUAAUCCUUACAAAUUACCAAUCCGAGCUUAAACAGGAGGAAAGUCGCUUGAAUCAGGAAUUCAUAAACUCGCUAGACACAAUAGCGAGGAUCUUUCAAGUUCUAAGGAACUACCAGAACGAGACACAGGACGGCUCCCUAUUGAGUUGCAGGGUUCAAAAGCUGAUCGACGACUACAGACAAAAUAGAUUUGUGAAUCUGGCGCAGUAUUGUAAUGAGGCAGAACCAAUGACUCAAAUCAAUAGAGAGGUCGAAAACGGAAUUCUCAAACUUAAACCGAUUCUUGUGGAAAAGAUUGUGGGGAUUUCAAAGGAAAUAAGAGGAUUCUACUCAAGGUUAGAGAUUGUGGAUGACUACGAUAAUAAGAAAUUCCUUGAGCAACUUCCGUCUCCAGAGGAAAGCCUAAAAUACUCUACAAUAGAGGAAGUCGAUGACAUCAAAGGUAUCAUGUCAACGAAGUUCAGUCGCUCGAGCCCCGCGCUUGAAGAGAAGAUAAAAAGAGAGACGCAGAAGCUUGAGAACUUUAUCAGCCAGAAGUGUUCAUUGUUGAGAACUACCAUGGAGAAACUAAGACUUCUUGAAAAUGAGUUAGAAGAAAAAGUUAGUCUGGACCUUCAGCAUUAUUCUGAUGAAGAACUGAUACAGCGUAUAGGUAUCAAAAAAGCGAGCUUUGAACAGUACGAUGAUCAACUGAAAAUCCUGAUGGACGAAAAAUGCAAUAGGGAGCGACGGCUCGGUGAUCUAAUGGAAAAACUGGAAGAUUUGUGGGCUGUCCUCAGACCAAAAGAUAACUCCAUACAGGAAUUUUUGAAAGUGAACCGAAACAUAAAGCGUGAGUCGAUCAGUAAUUUUGAGGCUCUUGUGGAAGAGCUCGAACAGGAGAAGAAAAAGAAUAUUUCAAAAUUCAUUGAAACAAGCCGUUUGAGGAUUCUUGGGUAUUGGAACCUUUUGAUGUAUGACGAGGAAGACCGCUUGAAGUUUGAAGCAUUUUACAACGAAGACAUUGACCAGUUUAACGAGGACUUGCUUGAGCGACAUAAUCAAGAAAUUGCGAGAUUGAGAGAAGAGGUUGAAAAACUUAAGCCCCUUCUUCAAUCUAUCACCAAAUUAGACGACCUUCUCAGAGAGAAAAGUUACUUAGAUGAGGCUGUUAAGGAUCCAAAUAGACUAUUGAAAAGAGACUCAUUCAAGAUACUGAGGCAUGAAGAAAAAAUAAGGGAAAAACUGGCUAGACAUUUACCAUCAACAAUUCGAGAUCUGAAAGUGCAGCUAAGCACUUUUGAAAUCGAAAAAGGCCGCGCAUUCAAAGUAAACGGAGAACCAUACAUCUCAAGAUUGGAGGAGAUUGAAUCUGAAAUUUGUCGGAAACGCACUUUUCGAAGGUCCCCCAUCAAAACUGUGCCUGCCAACAAUUCUUGCAGAGUAUACAAGCGGGAACCAACGACCGCUGCCGCGCGUAGAAAACCCCAUAACAACAUACAAUCAAGGUUGCCAUUGACAGUUCAGCGAUCAUCGCGAUCCGUGACUUCAAACACUUAUAAUUCUCCGGCCAGUUUCGGAUCAGUUAUCAGGAGACAGAACACCGACAAUAUGACAAAUCCAUUCAAUUCCAGGGAAAGCUCUCCUUUGAAAAAACCCCUUCAUUCUCGUCAGUACGUGAAGGCUUCACAACUUCAAAAUAUAACACCAGAUUUGAGAUUUAUGUCUCCAGUUGAGCCUCCGGUGUUCUCUAGUCCCGCCAGCCAGUCACUAGUCAGAUCAAGUCAUUUCAUGUCAGGUUCGACUAUAUCCAACAAGCCAAUUGUAAUAAAAGGUGGAUCUCCCAUCAGACAAAACUCUGAAUCUCAAUUGCACGCCCGCUCGCAUUUGAAGAUGCCUAGUUUGUCUCCACCCACAAGAGUCCCACCUUCAAAAGCAACCAUCCAAAGACCAGCUGAAAGCACUGAUCUUAAGCCACGGAAUUUUCACCUCAAGGGCUCUUCCCCGUCCUCAUCUUUAAUUCAUGAACGCGUUAAUGAAAGCAUAGUGAGACCAUCCUACAGCCCUGCUUCACCGAACAUUAUACCUGUUGCUGAACUAAGCGACUCGAUGAUUGAUUAUAGUGAGGAGAUCAAAGAGAAUAUCAGUCCAAGAUCUUACAAAUCUCCCGGAAGAGCUCAGCAAACCUUAUUGAAUGACGUUUCCAUGAACUGGGAUACCGAAACCUUUUAG